Molecule: messenger RNA, 6050 nt
Organism: Phymastichus coffea
Lineage: Eukaryota; Metazoa; Arthropoda; Insecta; Hymenoptera; Eulophidae
Gene: arr
Product: low-density lipoprotein receptor-related protein 6
Exons: 12
Coding region: 233-5095 (1620 amino acids)
Molecular function (GO): calcium ion binding; protein binding
Source: RefSeq, a predicted model, not a curated record
UGCACGUUCGCGUCUCAUCGGAGUACAAGAGAGAAAAAAAACAAAGGGGGAGCAUAACAGCAGCAGAGCCGAGAGUGCAGCGCGAGCUUAGCGAAGGAAGAAGCCAUGGGCGGCGCAUUCCGCGAAAAGGACGCGGUGUAAAGUAGCGUAUAUAGCGUGGGAGUGCAUAUAUACUCGACGUGUGUGCGACAACAGCGACGGAAAAAAGGUGCAGCAUGCGAGCGAAAAGCUGAUGAUCAUGUCGAUGAUAAUGCUGAUGCUGCUGCUGAUGCUCGACAUUGCCAAGCUAUGCUUAGGCUCGCCGAUGUUGCUGUUCGCCACCAACAAGGACAUACGCGUGGCGAACGUGUCGAGGACCAACAAGUUCGUCGCCAUCAUCGUCAAGGACCUGUCCGAGGGUGUUACGCUCGACUUCUACCACGAGAGAGGACUGGUCUGCUGGUCGGAUCCGGGGCUCGAGCUCAUACAGUGCGUGCACACCAACGGCACUUACACCCAGGAUCCUAUAACAGUGGUAAAUUCAAGUUUAAUCUCACCGGAUGGCCUAGCGUGCGACUGGUAUACGGGCAAGCUGUACUGGACGGAUGGUGAGAAAAACCGGAUCGAGGUGACGAGCAUCGAUGGACGGCAUCGUAAAGUCCUGUUCUGGGUUGAUAUUUAUCAACCGCGAGCGAUUGCUCUCGUGCCCAUGCGAGCCAUAAUGUUCUGGACCGACUGGGGCGACGUGCCGAAAAUCGAGAGAGCUGCGAUGAACGGCGAUCCCACCACCAGGAAAGUCAUUGUAUCCGAUGACAUUUUCUGGCCCAAUGGCUUGACUGUGGAUUAUGAGAACGAGUUGGUUUAUUGGGUCGACGGCAGAUACAAGUUCAUCGCAGUAAUGGACUAUAACGGACGGAAUCGUCGAAAAAUCGUGAGCGAGACUCUCGAAUAUCCAUUCGCAAUCACGUAUUUCGAGCAACGACUCUUCUGGACAGACUGGCGAACGUGGUGUAUUCAUACGUUAGACUUGCGUUCAUCAAAUGCUAAGUCGCGCGAGUACAUGCACGGCGAGUUCAUACCCGGUGACAUUGAAGUUUGGGACGCGAGGCGUCAGCCUCCACCAGUCAACAAUCCGUGUAAGAACAACAAUGGCAAUUGUUCGCACUUGUGUUUGUUGAGUACAAAGGCGCCGGGGUACAGCUGUGCAUGCCCCACGGGCGUCAAGUUGUUAGACGAUUACAAUUGCGCCAAAGGUCCACAAGAAUUGCUGCUGAUUGUGCAAAGGAACGAGAUCAGCAUGAUUUCAUUGGACUCGCCGGAUUACACGAACUUCGUGCUGCCGUUGACGGGCAUCAAGCAUGCUAUCGCAAUAGACUUUGAUCCCAUCGACGAGAUGUUGUAUUGGACAGACGAGCAGGCUCACGUCAUUAGGAGAGCGUAUCUAAACGGCACAGGGCAAGAAGACAUUAUAACAACGGAAGUUAAAAGUGCGGAUGGUAUAGCAGUCGAUUGGAUUGCUCGUAACUUGUAUUGGACCGACACCGGUACCGAUCGCAUCGAAGUAGCUAGACUCAACGGCACCAAUCGUAAAGUUCUCAUCCACGAAGAUCUGGGCGAGCCAAGAGCCAUUGCCUUGGCGCUCGAACUCGGUUGGAUGUUCUGGACCGAUUGGGAUGAUAAACGGCCAAAAAUCGAACGUAGCAACUUGGACGGCAGCGAGAGAACGCUUUUGGUGACGAAAGAUGUCGUUUGGCCAAACGGCGUAGCUUUGGAUCUGGAAAGGCGGAAGGUGUAUUGGUGCGACGCUAAAACCGACAAAAUCGAGGUUUGUAACAUGGAUGGAAGCGAUCGCGGAGAAGUGAUCACGGAAAACCUGCCUCACUUGUUCGGCUUCAGCUUACUCGGUGACUUUUUAUAUUGGACUGACUGGCAGCGUCGAAGCAUUGAUCGUGCACAUAAGCUUUCUGGUGGCGAGAGGGAAGUGAUAGUCGAACAGUUCCCUAACGUUAUGGGGCUUAAAGCUGUGCAUCGUGGAAGACCGAAUGGUACAAAUCCGUGCGCUAAAAACAACGGCGGGUGCAGCCAACUGUGCUUAAAUAGGCAAAUGGAUAGAUACGUGUGUGCCUGUCAGAUUGGCUACGAGCUUACUAAAGAUAAUCGGACUUGCGUGGUGCCCGAAGCUUUUCUACUUUUCACUAGGAAAGACAAGAUAGGUCGUACUAGCAUCGAUAAUGCCAAUAACGAUAACAUUAUUCCUAUUACGGGAAUUAAGGAUGCAAGUGCUCUUGAUUUUGAAAUAUCAGACAAUCGCAUCUAUUGGACUGACGUUAAGUUAAAAAGUAUAACGCGUGCCUUUAUGAAUGGAUCGGAAGUGGAAAAAGUAGUAGAUCUUGGUCUAGAGACACCUGAUGGUUUGGCAGUCGAUUGGAUCGCUCACAAUGUAUACUGGAGCGACACGGGUACACGUCGAAUUGAGGUUGUCCAUCUCGAGGGCUAUAGCCGUAGAGUGCUAAUUUGGCAAGAUCUUAUCGAGCCAAGAUGUCUCGCUCUAGAUCCCGAAAGAGGAUUCCUCUAUUGGACCGAGUGGGCAAAUACAGGUAGUAUCGAACGGUCGUGGUUGGACGGAUCGCACAGACAAUUAGUAAUAUCCGACAUUGGUCGUACCAACGGUUUAACGAUCGACCAUGCAGCUCGUCGUCUGUACUGGGCAGAUCUUUUCACUUUAUCGAUCGACAGCUAUGAUUUGAUAACAAAAAAGCGCAAACCCAUAAUCACCCAAAAUAUUGGCUACCCGUUCAGUGCUAUGCAGUAUCAGGACUAUAUCUACUGGACUGACUGGAACACUGGUCACAUUGAGCGAGUGAAUAAAACGACCGGAAUGAAUCGCACGAAAAUCCAUGACAAUCUGCAGGCUGUUACUGAUCUCUUGGUCGUUCAUAAAUCCAGACAACCGGGUUGGAAUACCUGUGCCAAUAACAAUGGUGACUGUAGUCAUCUGUGUAUAGCUCUGCCUAGUGUGGGAUCUGGCCUUUCAAAGACUCACAAGUGUUCCUGUCCUACGCAUUACACGAUAUCGUCCGAUAACAAAACGUGUAUCGCUCCGAAGAACUUCAUGGUGUAUAGUUAUCGCAACGCAAUGGGUCGCUUCUUACCCGACACAAACGACUGUCCAGAUGUGAGCCUGCGUGUUCAAGGUUUGAAGAAUGUACGCGCCAUCGAAUUUGAUCCAAUUACUCAGUACAUCUAUUGGAUUCGCACCGGCGAUGGGCGUACCUCGUCUAUUCGAAAAGCUCUUGAAAAUCGCACUCAUGCAGUAGUCGUACUUCCUGGCGGUACAGGUCAUCCGUUCGAUUUAGCUCUUGAUCCUCUCGGUCGAUUACUGUUUUGGUCUUGCUCGAUGAACGAUGCUAUCAAUGUAACGAGGUUAGACAGCGAUUCGACUCUAGGUGUAGUGGUAAAAGGUGAAGGUGAAAAACCUAGGAAUAUCGCGUUGCACCCAGAAAGAAGAUUGUUAUUAUGGACUGACGUGGGUGAGAAAAUGCGCGUGAUGCAGAGCUUGAUGGACGGCACAGAACGAGUCGUUAUUGCCUCGGAUCUCGAAACUCCAUCGGGUUUGGCAGUUGAUACUGCUGCAAAUCUUGUCUAUUGGGCUCAUGGAAGGCAGAUUGAGUUUGCUGAAUUGAACGGAGCUAAUCGUAAGAUACUUGUUGCGGCUGUCCAAGGGUCCGUUGUUCAUUUGUCGGUCUUAUUCGAUUAUGUAUACUGGUUCGACCGAGACAGUCAGAUAGUGGAACGAGUAGAUAAGACCACCGGUUCUGGGCGCAAAACCGUCAUGAGUAACCGUCCUCUCACCGAUCUCGUGGUCGUUAAACUUCCGAACAAUAUAGUAAUGGAAUCUAACGUCUGUAGUCCGUUACACGAAUACGGUGGUUGUUCACACAUCUGCAUUGGUGCUGGCGCCAGUCCAAGAUGUGCUUGUCCUCAAGGUCUCGUACUUACGGAAGAUAACAAAAAUUGUCGAGUUGCACCAACCUGUGGUGCCGAUCACUUCACAUGCCUCACUUCUAAGCUAGCUGACUUGAAAGAAUGUAUACCAGGCGCGUGGAAGUGCGAUGGUCAAAAGGACUGUCCAGAUGGUAGCGAUGAGAUUGGAUGCCCGCCGUGUAAUAGAGAUAUUUACUUCGAGUGUCACAAUGGCCACUGCAUUGAAAAUGCCUGGGUAUGCGAUGGUACAAAACAAUGCGCAGCUGGUGAGGACGAAUUGAACUGCUGUCGACCUGGUCAGUUCCGCUGUGUAAGCUCGAAUGUGUGCAUUUCGGCAUCAGCUUUGUGUGACGGCUGGGAAAAUUGCUCAGAUGGUAGUGACGAAUCCGCACCGACGUGUGCCUCGGCUACGAACCAUAGACAAGCUGUUGAUCCUGUCAACGACAGUGGCAAAAACACCUAUCUCAUCUCUGUGUUUGUUGCCAUGGCUGUUACAGCUCUUGUUAUUUUUGCUUUCUACUACUGUAAACGUCGAUUUAGCGGUAACGAAGGUUUACCUGAUAUUCUGCACGACUCGGCUGGCGAUCCACUGUCUCCAAAGAGCAGCAGAAUGGCUAAGCCUAUGCUGUCGCAGAAGAAUGGCAGGAAAGAUCUGAAGCCAGGUAUGGCUGUUAGGAUGUCAACAUUGAACGGUAGUAGUAUUAGCUCCAGCUAUGACCGCAGUCACAUCACGGGAUUUUCCUACUGUGCAUCGAGUUCCACACAUGCGAGUUCAGCAGGUUAUCCCCAGGAGACUCUCAAUCCACCUCCAAGCCCUGCUACCACGGCCAACUCGACACGUUGCUCUAGUAGCAAUGCGUCGCGUUAUCGGCCCUAUCGGAACUAUCGACAUAUCAACCAACCCCCGCCACCAACACCCUGCAGCACCGAUGUCUGCGACGAGUCGGACAGUAAUUAUCCACCAAUGCCCGGAUUCAGAUAUCCCUACGCAGGGGAGCCCUUUCCGCCACCUCCGACCCCGAGAUCCGUACUCUACCAAAGCGACACGGCAAUCAGUUGCCCGCCGUCGCCGGGCUCGAGGUCGUCGUGCUACUUCAGUCCCUUACCGCCGCCUCCAUCGCCUGUACCUUGAAUCGCCUGCUUCCGACGAUUCCGACUAGACUUUUUGUUCAUUCUCCUUUUUUUCUCUCUUGUAGAAGAGUAGCAUUUGUGGUUUAUCAUUAUUUGUUUGUUUGCAAAUAUUUUUUUGUUUUUGAAUUUAACAUUGUUUCAAGCAUUUGCAUUUGUCAUGUUACGAAAAAAUCAUUUUAUAGGAGACUAUUAUUUAUAAGUCAAAUUGAUGUUCAAUUUGUGGAGAGGAAACAGUGCAAAUAUCUGAUUCAAGAAUCGAAUCUGCAUGUACAAAGUCCAAAAGCCAUAGUGCCUUUAAGAGAUCGUGGCUUGCACCCAUGAUAGAUUGUAAAUAUGUUGUAAGUGCGAUUGUGCAAUGUUUACCGCGAACCUUAGUAUGAUUGCUAAUAGAUAGCGUAAGAAUACAUGACUUUUUUACUCUGUAUGAAAUAACAAUGGAUUUUAUCUCAAGACAAUUUCAGUGUAUAUUAGAGUCCUAUAUUUGACUAUAAAUAGAAAAAAAUGUUUAUAUAAUUGUCAAUGACAUUACUUUAUAUACAUUAUGUAUAUUACAUGCAUGAUAUUGUUGUGUCUAAUUGUUUUGAGAUUGAAUACGUUUUCUUUCGAAGUAUGAAAGGGAUGAGCAAAAUUAAUAAGUUUCGUAUUGUUACUUGUGAUAUGAUAAUUAUCAUAUCGUAUAUUUUACGUCGUUAACGGAAAAAAUAUUUACAUUAUUUAUGUUCCUUAUGUUAAGUAGUUGUUAACCAAAGGUUGCAUUUAAAUUACUGCGCAUAGUAUUCUCCCCGUAUAGUAUAAUUAUUAGAGAAAAAGAACAACAAUCACAUAGACACUUUGAGUAAUAUGUAAUUAUUGGUUUUUCAAAAUUUGGAAAGCGAUCUACAGGUCAUAAGUUAAACUAUCAUAUAUUUCUUCUUUAUCACAAUCAAACAUUACACAAAUUAAAAUUAUAUGAUUAA